AUGAAUAAUAAGGCACAGAGGCGCUGGGACGAGGUGUGGGGCAUAAUGCAGACACCCACACCAAAGGUAAUGGACCGGGAAUCCAAUUUAAGGAUUACAAAUGCUGACGCACAGCGAAUGAAGGAAGCAGGUAUUAUUUGUACAGCUUCUUCGCACCCAACCGCAGGUUGGGUGGUACCCUUUACGGUGGUAGAGGAAAAACCGUCAGGGAAGCGACGAAGAUUUAUUGCUUGGCCGAAGGGAAAGAAUGCCCAGGAUGACUACGAGGCCGAUGUUCCUCUGGAACACAUUUCCCGAUACCUGGAUGUGGUAUACGAUGAAACGGCAACGUUAUUUGAUUUAAAAGCAUCCUUCUUCCAGGUGGCCUUACCGCGCAACAUAAGGGCAAGUUUCCGUUGCCGCACGGAAUCAGGCGAACUCGUCGAAUUCGCACGCCUUCCCAUGGGAUAUAAAUGUAGUCCGGAAAUAGUAAACACCAUUACAAGAGUUCUGGCAGGUGAUCCUGCCAUGGUAAAGCCACAGUACGCGGCACCCAAGCAAUUAAAAAUACACGUUUGGAUUGAUAACAUCCGAAUAAGUGGUCCACAUGACAAGGUGGAAAAUUGGGGACACCAAAUUGCGCAUAACAUGCAACACUGCGGGGUCACGAUUGGGGAACAACACCUCAAAACCAAGGAAUAUGAUUUCAUUGGAGUACAUUUUAAUCACAAAGAUCACACGGUUUCUUUAAGUGCCAAGACUAUAAGAAGAUUGAAAGAGGCAACAUCUUUGGAAAAGACGACGGUUGAACAAUUAGAGAGUACAGUUUCGCGUAUGAUGUGCGCAGGAGGGGUAAGGGGUGAAUCCCUUUUCCCUUAUUAUUUCUUCUUAAAAAUCGUACGCCGACGGUUGUCUCGUUUAAAUCGAGGUUUAAUAAGGCCACAAGACCCGGCACAUUUAUCUUCCACGGCAAAGUCCAUAGGGCACAACUGGCUCAAAACAUUAUUAAUGAACAAACCGGUUCAUCCUCCACAAAAGUUGCCCUCCACGGCAACACUCGUCACAGACGCAUCUAUGUACGGAUGGGGAGCGUUAUUAUUCAAAGAUUCAGGAGAAGUUUUGGCGGCAGGGGGUGCGUGGGAGCAUACACCUCACAUGAUAUCUCAAGCAAAGGCGCGUGCCGUUCAUCUCGCUUUACGAGGAUUUAAACCGCAUUUGACGGGUCCAUUGGAUAUUCGCGUGGACAAUACAACCGUCAUGCAUAUUAUGAAAAAAGGAAACACACAUUCACAAGCUUUAGUGAAGGAAGCUGACGCCAUUGAUAAAGUUCUUCGCUUACACGGAAUACGAGCAACGUGGAGCUACGUAGCUUCAGAGCAGAACCCUGCGGAUGGCUUAUCUCGAGGUAAACCAGUCCACUCAGUAGACUUAGCGACGGGGUGGAACUUGCGAUGGGGAGAGCGGGGGGCGGGAUAA
Molecule: messenger RNA, 1455 nt
Organism: Trypanosoma theileri
Lineage: Eukaryota; Euglenozoa; Kinetoplastea; Trypanosomatida; Trypanosomatidae
Exons: 1
Coding region: 1-1455 (484 amino acids)
Source: RefSeq, a predicted model, not a curated record